GUUGUGUUAGGUUGUUGUGGAUAGAAAAACAAAAUGUUCGUCUACCUAAGCAAAAAGAUCGCAAUACCGAACAACACAAGACUAAAUUGCUUGUCUUGGAACAAAGAUCAGGGAUACAUUGCUGUUGGUGGCGAUGAUGGAUUGGUUAAAGUACUUAAGUUGGAAGGAUUAUCGUCUUCAGCGCAAACGAAGGGUAGUCUGGCAGCAUCAAGUAAUCUAUCGAUGAACCAAACAUUAGAAGGGCACAAAGCACCAGUGCAGGUAGUGACAUGGAAUGAUUCGAUGAGUAAGCUAACAACUUCCGAUCGGGAUGGGGUCAUUAUGGUUUGGAUGUUAUAUAAGGGCAAUUGGUUUGAAGAAAUGACGAAUGAUCGGAAAAAGUCUACUGUAAAGGGGAUGGCUUGGCAAGCAGAUGGUCAGAAAAUAUGCAUUGUUUAUGAAGACGGUGCGAUAAUCGUUGGAGCUGUUGAUGGUAAUCGUAUUUGGGGUAAAGAAUUGAAAAAUACUCCGCUUACGGGUGUUCAAUGGUCGCCAGACGGUCGAUUACUGUUGUUUAGCCUAAAAAGCGGCGAGCUUCAUCUGUACGACAACCAAGGCAGCUUCGUUAUGAAGCUUAACAUUCAAUGCGUAAAUUUGGCACCUUCGAGAUAUAUGUACGUUGCUGCGAUGUCAUGGUACCAUGGAAAUGUAUCACCGAAUCGACCCACACUAGCGAUUUGCUACGAAAUUGGGAAAAUUCAACUGAUGAGGAACGAAAACGAUGACUUUCCUAUAAUCAUUGACACUGACAUGCAAGCGGUGGAUUGUUUGUGGAAUCACGACGGUUCAAUUCUGGCGGUUUGUGGGAUUCGGGCGGGUGCUGGUAUUGAGCGGGAGUCUAAUGUUGUAACGUUUUACACACCAAUGGGAGAGCAUUUGCGAACCUUGAAAAUCCCUGGCAAAGAAAUAACAGCUUUGUCGUGGGAAGGCAAAUCUCUCCGGAUUGCUUUAGCUGUGGACAGUUUCAUUUAUUUUGCCAAUAUUCGUCCGGAUUACAUGUGGUGCUAUUUUGGCAAAACCGUUGCGUACUUAAAUGCAGGUAAUGAUGAUGCAGUUGUUACAUUUUGGGAUACGACAUCCAAUCAGUGCUUCUUGAAACAAGUCGACCCACCUCUCUGCAUUGCCGCUACUUUGGAGCAUUGUGUUAUUGCGGUUGAAUACUCACAGGUGACUCCAAAAGAUCCGAAUAUUGUCGUCGAGACCCAUUUCAAGGAUAAGAAAUAUCAACUGCUCGUAUGUAAUGCCAUCAGCACCACCGUUGACUCCAAAUAUACCGACUUGAAACCGCACUUCAUAGCCAUGAAUUCACAGUACGUCGCAAUUGCAUCGAAGGAUCACUUCAUGCUGUGGAACUAUCACACACCCAAAGGUUUCUCCAACAUUCACGGUGCGAAAGCGCGCAAAGACAAACGUUUCCAUAUUGACGAUACGCCAUCCGGUGUGGUCGAAGUACUAAACGAUUUGGAUAAGGGCGGAUAUGAGCCUCCAAUCAACCGCAACUCUACAACUGAUCCGAUUUGCUGUUUAGCAAUGUCAGACAAGCUGCUACUUAUUGGCAGAGAAUCAGGAUCGGUCAUCGAGUAUACCAUACCGCAUGUUGCUGUUAGAAAUCGGCAUGCAAUGUCCCAUCGGCCGAUUAAAAUGUCGAUUAAUUCGAAUUCGAGCCGUGCAGCAGUAAUCGAUUCGGUGGGUGUGCUCUCUACGAUUGAUCUAAUUGAUCCGAAGGACGGCAGUCGCGGCAACUUGAUGAAUGACGGAAAAAUUGAGAGAAAAGAUGUGUGGGCAAUGUGUUGGGCGAAAGAUAAUCCACACCUGCUAGCUCUGAUGGAGAAAACCAGAAUGUAUGUACUGCGUGGAGCCGAUCCUGAAGAGCCGAUCUCCUGUUCCGGAUAUAUCUGCAAUUUCGAGGAUUUAGAAAUAACGGGAGUGCUGUUGGAUGAUCUUGUUAAUGGAUCAUCUGUACCGGAUAGUGGUGAGCACCUACUACAAUUGAGAGUGAAAUCGUUGAGGGAUACCGAAGAGCUGUUGGCCCAUGUCGGUGUAGCAGAAGCUAAGCAGUUCAUUGAAGACAAUCCUCAUCCAAGAUUGUGGCGGCUUUUGGCAGAAGCAUCGUUGAAGAAAUUAGAUUUGGAAACAGCAGAAGGAGCUUUUGUUCGAUGUGCUAACUAUCCGGGACUUCAGUUGAUAAAACGGCUACGAAACAUUCAGAAUGAAAAUCUUCAGAAGGCAGAAGUAUCAGCAUUCUUUGGAGAUUUCGAAGAGGCGGAAAAGUUGUACAUGGACGAGGAUCGAAGAGACUUGGCAAUUGGCUUAAGACAAACUCUAUGCGACUGGUUUCGAACAGUUCAACUGUAUCGAAUGAGUCCCGGAAUAUCGGACCAACAGAUGGAGAAAGUGUGGCAAGAGAUUGGAAACCAUUUCUCUAAUCUGCGGUCGUGGGAAAGUGCUAAAGAGUACUACGACAAAGCACACCACAUUGAGGGACUAAUUGAUGCGCUAUACCAACUGGAAAAAUACGACGAACUAGAAGGAUGCAUCCAGAGACUGGGCGAAAAGAACCCUCUGCUGGGGAAAUUAGGUCAAAUGUUAGCUUCAGUUGGCAUGUGUGACCAAGCUGUGGCUGCAUACAUUAGAUUGGGCGACGUAAAGUCGGCAGUGAAUACAUGCGUGAAUCUUAAACAGUGGGGGCAAGCUGUCGAGUUGGCCCAGAAAUACAAAAUGCCCCAGAUCGGAACACUACUGGGAAAGCAUGCCGCUCAAUUGUUGCAAGAAAAUCGUCUACCCGAGGCCAUUGAAUUGCAGCGUAAGGCUGGUCGAUAUUUGGAUGCAGCCCGUUUGAUGACAAAAUUAGCCGAAGGAGAAGUAGAGAAGAAAUCGAACUUGUUGCGCGUCAAGAAAAUUUACAUUCUCGCCGGACUGUUGGUGGAAGAACAGUUGAGAGUGCAAUCGUCGCUGUUGGGCAGCACAAGAUUGUCGGUUUUAUCCAAUCUCUCGCCGGAGGACUCAGUUUUGGUCGAACAGAUCUGGCACCAUGCGAACGCCUAUCAUUUUAUGUUACUUGCACAGCGACAAUUGCGAUCUGGUUUGAUGCACAGUGCAGUGCUAACGUCACUGCGACUUCGUGAUUUCGAAGAUGUUCUAGACGUGGAAGAUAUCUACAAUUUGCUCGCAUUGGCCAGUUGUGCCGAUCGAUCGUUCGGGACGUGUUCGAAGGCUUUCAUCAAAUUAGAAUCUCUCGAAGAGAUACCAGAACAACGGCGUCAGGAGUAUGAGGAGUUAGCGGUGAACAUUUUUUCGAAAAAUGAACCGAAUGAUAGUCGAACCGAUCGCGUUGAUUGUUUUGUUUGCGAAGCAUUGGUACCGAAUUGGUGUUCGUCGUGUCUAAAUUGUGGAACACAUUUUCCUGCCUGCAUUGCAUCCGGAAAGUCGUUGAUGUCGCCGACAGAAGCAUGGCAAUGCAAGACAUGCCAUCAUUGUGCAUAUCCAAUGGAAAUAGCGAACAGAGAUACGUGUCCGCUGUGUCACAGUUUCAUUUUAAAAACACUGUAAACCGGUCAGGCGACAAUACAAAAGCAGAUCUCAUCUGUUCAAACGAGUUUUAUUUUGCGCUCGAAAAGUACCCAACGGGAAUGUCAACCUCAGACUUGAAUGGAAUCACGUAACUUUCGCG
Messenger RNA from Bradysia coprophila, 3709 nucleotides. RefSeq names its product intraflagellar transport protein Oseg4 (gene Oseg4). The record is from RefSeq and is a predicted model, not a curated record. NCBI's taxonomy places the organism in Eukaryota, Metazoa, Arthropoda, Insecta, Diptera, Sciaridae. Gene Ontology annotation, molecular function: protein binding. Gene Ontology annotation, cellular component: intraciliary transport particle A; non-motile cilium. Gene Ontology annotation, biological process: intraciliary retrograde transport; non-motile cilium assembly; protein localization to cilium.